This is a messenger RNA of Symbiodinium sp. CCMP2592, 339 nucleotides long. The record is from the annotation of a GenBank genome assembly. Lineage: Eukaryota; Dinophyceae; Suessiales; Symbiodiniaceae.
GACUUCUGGGUCGGACCGGUCUCGAGACAGUCCGGGACUACGGUCGUGGUGAAGGCCGAGGUCUGUCUAAACGUCUUGUCUCGGAUUCCGUUGAAGCAGCACAUUGCCAAAAUGAACGUGGACCACUUUGCCAAAGCGGUCUCGGAGUUAGACCGCGACUUGGUCAUGUUGGAGGAACAGGCCCGGCUCACGAAGGAGCAGAAGAGGAUCGCGACGGACGGUCUGAGGGCUGCGGAAGGUCACUUGCAGACACAUGCGAAGCUGGCCCAGGUCAAUGAAGCCCUUGAGCAGCUGCCGCCGGCUGAAUCGUCUCCGGCAGCCGAUGGCCUAGCAGUCUAA